Messenger RNA from Prosopis cineraria, 2737 nucleotides. RefSeq names its product transcription factor BIM1. The coding region runs from base 680 to 2401 and encodes 573 amino acids. The record is from RefSeq and is a predicted model, not a curated record. The transcript is spliced from 12 exons. Gene Ontology annotation, molecular function: protein dimerization activity; DNA-binding transcription factor activity. Gene Ontology annotation, biological process: DNA-templated transcription. Lineage: Eukaryota; Viridiplantae; Streptophyta; Magnoliopsida; Fabales; Fabaceae.
AACUCUCCUGCUAUAAAAAGAUCUUUCACCCAACAGACGCCGAGAGAGAGAGAGAGAGAGAGAGAGAGAGAACAGAGUCCGACCUGAAGGCCACCCUUCUCACCUUAGUCCUCACAGAUCAAACGAUUCCGAAACAGAAAGUGACAGAUUGGUUUCUUUUUAAAAAAAGUAAACUGAUAUUUUUCCUUCCUCUUCUUUUGAUUCUUCUCUGCUUCCAUCUCACUGCCCGCUCCAGUUUCUGUCAUUUGAUUCAUGCCGGCUUCAAAUUCCGAGAAAUCUCUGAGUAUGGAUGAUUUUCUGGUAGUGUCUUGGACGCGAUGAUCCCUUCCUUCUGAAAAGUUGAUGAAUAGACAGACAUUUAGAAUAUGAGAAAGGGAAUGCGUAUCUGAUCUUCAGCCUGGGGUGCGUAAUUGCCAAGAUAAGACGGACAGGAAAAAUAGAAAAUAAAAGAAAAAAGGGAAGGAAAAAAAAAAAAAGAUUUCUGUGGAUUUCCGAUCUGAGAAUCGCUUGCUUCAUAUUGAUCCAAGUUUCAAGUUCUGAAUCACGCUUCACUUUCGAAUUUCGGAGAAUUCAGUUUAAGCUUAGCUGAAUUGUGCAAGAAUUCAGCUUCUGCAGCAUAAAGAAUUCAAAAUUCCAUUGAAUCACCGGUAAGAAAAGGUUUUGAAACAGCUUUGGAUGCAUGGAGCUUCCUCAAGCGCGCCCCUUUGGAACCGAAGCAAGAAAACCGACGCAUGACUCACUGUCACUGUACAGUCAUUCAACUGCCCAGCACGAUCCGAGGCCACCAUGCCAAGGAAGUUACCUGAAGACUCGUGAUUUCUUGCAGCCACUAGAACGGGUUGAGAAGAAAGCAAACACGAAGGAAGAAGCAUCGGAUGAGAUAUCAUCAGUGGUUCAAAAGCUGCCGCCUUCUGCGCCGCCGCCGCCGCCAUGUGUUGAGCACAUCCUACCUGGAGGCAUUGGGACUUACAGUAUCAGCCACAUUUCCUAUUGUAGUAAUCCCAGGGUUCCAAAGCCGGAGGCUACCCUUUUCACUGUGUCUCCUUGUGAAGCGAGUACAGAUAGAAAUGAGGAGAACUCCAACUGCAGUUCAUACACUGGAAGUGGUUUCACUUUGUGGGAAGAGUCUACCGUUAAGAAGGGAAAGACAGGGAAGGAGAAUGAGGUGGGAGAGAAAUCCGUUAUAGCAGAGUGCGCGGCCAAGCCGGGGCAGUGGUCGGUGACGGAGAGAGCAUCUCAGUCAUUUGUUAAGAAUCAUCAGAAUAGCUUCAAUUCUGCCACUUCCUCUCAGAAAACUGGGCAGAAGAACCAGAGUUUUAUUGAUAUGAUAAAAUCUGCCAAGGAUUGCUCUCAGGAUGAGGAGUUAGACAACGAAGAAGCAUUCAUCUUUAAGAAAGAAUCCUCAAAUACCCAACAAAGAGGGGAAUUGAGAGUGAAAGUGGACGGGAAGAGCUCUGAACAAAGGCCAAACACACCGCGAUCAAAACAUUCUGCAACAGAACAGCGUAGAAGGAGCAAAAUUAAUGACAGAUUCCAGAUGUUGAGGGAGCUUAUUCCACAUAGUGACCAGAAAAGAGAUAAGGCAUCUUUUCUGUUGGAGGUUAUUGAGUACAUUCAGUUUUUACAAGAUAAGGUUCAUAGGCACGAAGGUUCAUACCAAGUGUGGAACCAAGAGAAAGAAAAAUUGACUCCAUGGCAGAGGAAUAAUCACAGGCGUUCAGAAAGCUAUGAUGAUCAAUCUCGCGUCAUAAAUAGCGGGUCACCUCCUCCUCCCAUAUUACUGUUCCCUUCAAAGAUGGAGGAGGAAAAUUUUAGCAUCUCCCCAACAAUUACUGGGGCCACAAAGAACGUAGAUGCUGGAACUAGUUCUGCAACUACAUUGAAGUCAAUGAAUCAACAUCCUGGAAUGACCAAUAAGGCCGUGCCAAUUCCUAACUCUCCACAGCCAAAUUUCUUCAAUCCUGUUCGAAGUGGCGGUCCAGGUAGAUUGGUGUCUCAGCUCACACACAAGCUAACGUCAGAUGCUGAAAACACCUUGUGUAAUCCCUUGGGGCAAUCUCAGACUUACUCUUCUGCUACAGGGGUGACUGCUGCUAGUGAUAAGCUUAAAGAGAAAGAGCUCACCGUUGAAAGCGGUGCUAUUAGCAUAUCAAGUGUGUACUCAAAAGGGUUGCUGGAUUCACUAACGCAUGCACUGAAGAAUUCAGGAGUGGAUUUGUCACAGGCUAGCAUCUCAGUGCAAAUUGAGCUUGGUAAGCAAGCAAACAUCGGACCAAUUGGACCAACUUCUGGAGUAAAGGAUGAAGUUACUUGUACCAAGCAGGGGAUGAAGCGCUCUAGAGUUUGUAGCGUAGAGGAGUCUGACCUAGCAGUGAAGAAGCUGAAGACAAGCAGAAGUUGAUUCAACUGUCAUAUUCAUUCGUUCCUUACUAUACGUUUUAUUCAAAUUUUUGCUACUUUUCUCUUUCUCUACAAUUAAUUUUGAAGGGGUCUUCAAGUCGUCUUCUGCUGGCAUCUUAUCAGCGAGAAGGGUGAGGUCGACUGUACAUGUAGUGUCUUAGUUGUGUUGGGACCUUUAGAUUUCCCCAACAAAAUGAUAUGAAUAAUUUAUUUUCUGAAUUAUUUAAUUAUAGAGGCUUCCAUUCUAAUUGAGAAGCUGUUUUUUUAACUAUCAAGGCUUCCAUUCAUGUAAAGUUUGUAUUAACUCUUGGCUUUUUCUAUGUUGUAUUUUUUCUAA